Thunnus maccoyii (southern bluefin tuna) is the source of this 3707-nucleotide messenger RNA. It is a transcript of the gene ttc14, whose product is annotated as tetratricopeptide repeat domain 14. Bases 502 to 2895 code for a protein of 797 amino acids. The record is from RefSeq and is a predicted model, not a curated record. The transcript is spliced from 12 exons. Lineage: Eukaryota; Metazoa; Chordata; Actinopteri; Scombriformes; Scombridae. Gene Ontology annotation, molecular function: protein binding; nucleic acid binding.
ACGACAUUAUUCAGUGUAACAAAUCAUACGCAUGCGCAGUUAUCCAUAGCUGUUGGCAGUGCAGGCUAAGCAUGGAGACUUGAGUAGUUUGCUACUGUACAGUUUUUGCAGUUAAAACACUGGCUGUAUUUUGUAGUGGGGCAAACGGACGAACUUUGCACAUGUUAAACUACUGAAUUACUGAAGAGUUUUCUACCAAGAUAAACAGCAAAACCGUGAAAAGCGUGAGGCAGCGUUAGCAUGUUUAGCGUUUGUUUUGCUAGCUAAAUACAGCGUUAGCUAUGUACGUCACUUAAACGCUUAAUUUCUCAGCUUGUUCCCCUAAAUAAUAUUUUAAACACGUCGCGAGUUGCUGCACAAAUCUGUUAAAUUGAUUUUUUGCUGUCUUUAACGCGUUACUAAUUUAGCUGAAUCUUUAUAAUCACACUUAACGACACUCAGUGUCUGCAGGUUAUUUGUGACUCGCACAAUAAUGUGACUGCGGUCUUGUGAGAGCAGAGAAUGGACAGAAACUUAUUGAGGCAGUGUCUGACGUUUCAUGGAGAGUCGUUAUUGAACAAGCUGAGAUGUGAACAAGCAGAAAACCCAGACUUCCAAGCGGCGGCGUCUGAGCUGUGCAAGGCCACGUAUGAAAGCAGGGUUGAAGUGCAAAGUAACCCCCUUGUGGAGCAGUUCAUUGCCAGGAAGGCCGACAUCCUGUUCUGUCCAGCAUGGAAGACCGCCACUCUUCAAGAAGAGGAGCACGAGGAGGAGGAGGCUGCAGAACCUUGUGCCAUCAUGCCACCAGCGGAGUUUUUCAUGGAGGUUUCCUAUGAUGAAAGAAGAGCCAUGCUGUACAGGGACCUGGAAAGAGGAGACCUUGUGGUGGGGAGGAUCAAUAACAUUAGAGAAUAUGGCUUCUUUCUCACUCUACUUUGCAUGGCAGGAGGACUGAAGAGAGACAUUGAAGACCUAGAGUUGUCGGCUCUAUGUCACAUCAGAGAAAUUCCCUCCACUGGCAGCCAUGAUGAUCCUCUGUCCUACUACCAGAUUGGGGACUUCAUCAGAGCUGGAGUGAAAGACAUCGACCGUUACCAAGAGAAAAUCACAGUGUCCCUCCACCAGGCCUCUCUUUCACCCAGCUUGGAGCACAUUAAACUGGGAGUCAUUACUAGGGAGGAGCUGCCCAUACACUACAGUCGAAGUGUGCGUGCAGCCAGUGACUCCAGUGUGACAUAUGAGUGUAUUCUGAUGGGUUGCCAUGGUUACCACAACCCCUCUGUUGUGGACUACCUGCUGGAGAAGGUGGGAGUUAGCGACACCCACCCUCCGUCAAUGAUGAGAGGACUACAGAGUAAACUUUUCAAAGAAGACGAUUUUGCCUCUGCAAUCCGGAAGAAACAGUCUGCGUCCUGGGCCCUGAAGUGUGUCCGUGCUGGUGUGGAUCACUUCAAGCAUGGUCGUCAUGUUGAAGCCAUGAAUGAAUACAACAAAGCCUUGGAUAUCGACACUAAUAACGUAGAAGCGCUGGUGGCUCGGGGAGCUCUAUAUGCUAACAAAGGCAGCAUCAUGAAGGCUGUAACAGACUUUGAAUUGGCCCUGGAGAACUGUCCAGAUCACCGCAACGCCAAGAAGUACCUCUGCCAGACACUGGUGGAGAGAGGAAAACAGCUUGAGGAACAGGAGAAACUAGUAACAGCAGAGGGACUGUACAGGAGAGCUCUGUCCCUAGAUGAUUCAAACCCUGAGGCACAGGAAGCCCUACACAAGAUCACAGAAACUAUACAGAAAUCAAUUCGCCUGCGAGAAGAAGCGUUGGCUAAGGAGCAGGAGAAAGCAAAGAGCGUCCCGACGAGUGCUGAGAAAUUGCGUAAGAUCUUAAAAGAGGAGAAGAGGAUGAAGAGAAAAAGGAAGAGAUCGGCUUCUUCCUCUUCAUCGUCCUCCUCUGCCUCCAGGAACUCCUCCUCUUCGUCGUCUUCCUCCUCUCGCAGGAGGUCCAAAAAGAAGAAAAAGAAACGGAGGAGGUCCGAGCGGGAAAGCAAGCGCCAUCGGAGGGUCUCCUCAAGGGAGAGCCGGAAGAGUGAGGAGGGUAAGAACGAGAAAGAAAGGAAGGAGAGAGAGGAGGAAGAGGAGUUGGAGUGGUACCCUGCACCUCCCAACACCUCUGCCACCUUUCUCAACCAGAAGGGAGGUCCAGGUUUUGGAGAGAGGGAUGAGGAGGAGGAGGAGGAGGUAGAGGAGAAGAUAAAGGAGAAAGAUGGAGAAGACAGAAGGAUCUCUCAGCUUUACUCUUUGUCAGCAGCCUCAGAGGAUGAAGAGUCCAACUCCUCACGUAGGGAAAGGAAGAAAGGGGACAGAGAGGGGAGCAGGGGAAGGAGAAGGAAAAGCACAUUGAGUAGAAGCCCAGAAAGAGAGGAGAGGAGGAGCAGGAGUAGAGAGAGGAGGGAUGUGAAGGAUAGGAGAAACAGUGACUCCAAGAGGAGAAGCAGCUUAGAUGAGAACAGGAAGCGAAAAGUAUCCUGCUCGUCGGUUGAAUCCGAGUAUUCCCGGAAAUCUAAUCUCAAACCGGAAUAUCCAGGAAACUCCGGUUCUGCCUCCAAACACUUGGAGAGCAGGAGACGAAGUGACUCUUCCCAGAGAAGCUUCUUCAACGGCGGUAGGUAUGAGAACAAAGGGCGGGAAGAAAUUUGGGAGGGAGACGAGGUGAAAACGGAGAAGGAAAGCAGAAAGAGGAGAGCGGAGGAGGAGAGCAGAAGUGGCAGCAGGUCAGACGGAGGGCACGGUAAAAGACUGGACGGCGGCAUGACCUCAGUGCCGGGAGAGAGGCCAAAAAAAGAGCUUCCUGCUAACCUGUUGGAUAUUUUUAACCAGAUCGCCCAGUUUGAGAAGGAGAAAGGAGUCAAGCCAAAAAAGUAACUCCCAAGAAUAUGCCCGAUACAAAUAAACUGAUGUGUGCAGAGAAUCAAGGGAAAGUUUUAUGGAAGGAAAUCAGCAAAAUGGAUGAUUGUCCCAUGAAUUCACUCUCCUGAUACAGCUGAACCAAUGGCUAAAUGUGUUGCUGCUUAAAUGUCCCAGUUGUUGCAAGUUACCUUCAAUGUCGGAGAAAAAAAAAAAGUCAUUUUCCUUACACGUGUCUGUGCUAAUUGCUUCAUAAUAGCUGGUCAAAAUGUAAUAAAAUGUUCAUCUGAAUGGGUUGAAACUGUAACUUCAACUAAGAAAAUACUUUUGCAACUGAUGUGAUAACGUUGUAACUGGUGAUUAUUAGCAUAAUUUAAGAGUCCGCUAAUCAUAUCUUAUUGAUUUCGAUAUAAUAAUUAAAGAUGAGAUUAUCAAUGACCCCAUAGUUUACAUUUUUAGUCAGUAUUAUUAAAUUAUCUGUGAUAAUCUCCCCAUUUCGUUGGCCAUUUUGUUUACAUUUUGACGAGUUUUCACAUUCAGCACUUCUGACACCACGAGUUGCUUCAGUCUUUAAGAUAACCGUUGUUUUGUCUUCAUCUUACGUUGAGACAUGUUUCUGUAAAGAAGAUAUACUGCCUUAUGUCUACUGCCUUGUGCCAUUUUGAGCUUUCUUUCUCUGGAUUGUUAAACCUCUUCACAAACAACCUGACUGUUAGUACGUCGGUACUUUUUCCAGCUUUACACAAUACAGUUGCUCCAGUUGUAUUGCAGCACCUUUUCUCCUGUAGUAAAAUGAACUCAGAGUCAAUAAAGCAUUUACAAUGUCAGAA